This is a messenger RNA of Pleuronectes platessa (European plaice), 2265 nucleotides long. RefSeq names its product CDGSH iron sulfur domain 2 (gene cisd2). Lineage: Eukaryota; Metazoa; Chordata; Actinopteri; Pleuronectiformes; Pleuronectidae. The coding region runs from base 145 to 552 and encodes 135 amino acids. Gene Ontology annotation, biological process: autophagy of mitochondrion; regulation of autophagy. Gene Ontology annotation, molecular function: 2 iron, 2 sulfur cluster binding. The record is from RefSeq and is a predicted model, not a curated record. The transcript has 3 exons. Gene Ontology annotation, cellular component: mitochondrial outer membrane; intracellular membrane-bounded organelle.
UUCCCCCGGUCGCCUCCAUAGACUGCGUCGCACUCUUACGGCCGAAGCGUACGCACCGGUGACAGCCUGCGCUCGAUUCUCAACGCAAUGACACAAGUGAACCUCAGGAACUGAAACAAGUCAAACCUGAAGCAUCGGAUCAAGAUGUUUCUGGAAACGAUCUCCAGGAUAAUUAAAGUCCAACUUCCUGCGUAUCUCAAGCGGCUUCCGCUGCCGGAGAGCAUCGGCGGCUUCGCGAGCUUGACAGUGUCUGAGUGGCUCCGGCUGCUGCCUCUCCUGGGCAUCCUGGCUUUGCUGGGCUACCUGACCAUCCGUCCAUUCCUGCCCAAGAAGAAGAAGCAGAGAGACAGCCUGAUCAACCUGAAGAUCCAGAAAGAGAACCCCAAGGUGGUGAACGAGAUAGACAUCGAGGACCUGAACAGGGCUAACGUGUGUUACUGUCGCUGCUGGCGCUCCAAAACUUUUCCUGUUUGUGACAAGUCACAUUUAAAGCACAAUGAGCUGACUGGAGACAACGUGGGACCACUCAUACUCAAAAAGAAGAUUCUAUAAUCGACUGCAGAUGGGAGUUUUCCUUUCCCCUCCCCAGUCUUUAGUUUUCAUUUAACAGUUUGUAGUUUUGUCUGUUUUUUUUUUGUUGUUGUUUUGUUUUUACAUAUCUUGAUCUUGCUUUGGUGUCAUGUUGGUAGAAAUAUUAACUUCCAGAGUAUUUUCCUGUGCAGUAAGGGAGGGUUUUGUUUUUGUUUUGGUUGUGGCCAUUGUUCACUGUUGUGAUAUGACUGUCAACUCACUUAGAGUCACAUCUCAGUUGUUUUGGAAUCAGUCACAGGCCAUCGGGAGAUUUGGGACCACUGAGGGAAAACUUGAAGCUCAAUUUCAGCGACGUUGUGACGACUUUAAAUGAUUCGAAGCCAUGAGCUCCAUCUCGGUUCAUCCUGUAGUCAAAACAUUGCACAGCAAGCUUUCAUGUUGGACAAAGCUUUCUUUCUUUCUUUUGCUUCCGUUUUUCCCGUGUGCCAAAUAUUUACAUACUGUCAGGAUGUGAAACGCUGUCCUUUUAAGUUAUUGUGUGUAUGGGAAGCUACUUAUUAUUCUUCAAAUGUAUUUUGUUCGCAGCCACUAAACACACGUUUUACACUUUGUUGCCUUCAAACAUUUCAAACAACUGCACUGUUGAAUAAUAUCCAGUUUUAACCUCACUGCCCCCCCGAGGUUCUUUCUAAACGCCGUUUAUUUUUCCAACUCCUGUAUAAAGUUGACUUCCUGCUGGAGCCUUUCUACUUUUUAAUUCAUCAGCAAUAUUUUAUACAUAAAGGGCUUGUAUCGUCAGAUAUGUAUUUUCAACAUAAUGUCUGAGAAUGACUGUGUGUGUGUGUGUGUUUGUUUAUGAACCUUUGUUAAGGCUGAAAUUCAUUCAUUCUGCAAUACAAAUGUGAAAUGUGCAAAGAAAGUCUCAAUAGUUUGACUCAGCAGAAUCUGUUACAACUGGGGAGCACUUCACUUAAUCUGGAGAUGUAAUAAGUAUGUAUGAAUUUCAAGGAAUCAGAGAACACCUUAUUGUACAAGUUUGUCUGUUACUGAAUGUUUUUCGAUUUAAAACUUAAAUUCAGGCUCAUAUUUACACAGAGGUUCCUUAUUAUAGGCAGAGCUUUAACCAAGAGAUAAGUUUCUUCCCUUUCCUUUCUCAAGUGUUUCAUAAACUUAGGGUUGUGGGUUUGCAUAAAGAAUUUAACAACACAAUAUCCCUACUUAUUAUUCACAAUAAGGAACACUGCAAUUAAUAAUAACCUCUUCUGUUUUCACCUGACGACUGAGGACAGACGGGCCCUUAGGUGGAUUUUGGAUUAUUUGAUCUGACAAUUUCAGGCUUAUUUACAGACGCUGGUGGAGGAAGUUCUUAAAGAUACAAGUACGAAUAAAUGGAAAAAUAAAAAAAGGCAAAAGUACAUUUACAUUUGUUCUUGAGUAAAAGAAGUACUUGCUUUAAAUAUACUUUAUUAAAAGUAAACGUAGUUGCUGAGUGAAGUCUAUUCAGUAAUGCAACAGUUUACUACAUCAUCUCAGUGGCGGCCUCUUCUGAAUCCAUAUCGCUGCCAUGUUACCUGCCAGCUUUGAUUGGAACAAUGGACCAACUCCCCUUGUGGCAUAGUUUACUUUAAUAUAAAAACAGUGUUCAAAUGAAGCUCAAUGCAUUGUUCAAAUGUAGAAAGUACAGAUAUUUGCUGAUAUAUGUACUUUAAAAUAAAUAUACUUAUUAAACAAUAA